This is a messenger RNA of Lachancea thermotolerans CBS 6340, 1527 nucleotides long. RefSeq names its product F1F0 ATP synthase subunit beta (gene ATP2). The transcript has a single exon. NCBI's taxonomy places the organism in Eukaryota, Fungi, Ascomycota, Saccharomycetes, Saccharomycetales, Saccharomycetaceae. The record is from RefSeq and is a predicted model, not a curated record. Gene Ontology annotation, biological process: proton motive force-driven mitochondrial ATP synthesis; proton transmembrane transport. Gene Ontology annotation, molecular function: ATP binding; ATP hydrolysis activity; proton-transporting ATP synthase activity, rotational mechanism. Bases 1 to 1527 code for a protein of 508 amino acids.
AUGGUUGUCCCCAGAUUGUACGCUGCGACCUCACGCAGCGCGCUCAAGGCCGCUCAGGCCGGCCAGCGCAUGAACAUGAAUGCCGCCAGAACCAUGGCCACCCAGGCCGCCGCCGCUCACGGUAAGGUGCGUGCCGUCAUUGGUGCCAUUGUCGAUGUGCAGUUCGAGCAGGGCCAAUUGCCCGAGAUUUUGAACGCAUUGGAGAUCGACACCAAGCAGGGCAAGCUAGUUCUGGAAGUGUCCCAGCACUUGGGUGAGAACACGGUGCGUACCAUCGCUAUGGACGGUACCGAAGGUCUCGUUCGUGGUGAGCAGGUUGUUGACACCGGCGCGCCAAUCUCUGUCCCAGUCGGCAGAGAGACCCUGGGUAGAAUCAUCAACGUCGUCGGUGAGCCCAUCGACGAAAGAGGUCCAAUUUUGACCAAGAAGAGAAACCCAAUUCACGCCGAGCCCCCUGCGUUCGUGGAGCAGUCCACCGCCGCUGAGGUCUUGGAAACUGGUAUCAAGGUCGUCGAUCUUUUGGCCCCAUACGCCCGUGGUGGUAAGAUUGGUCUGUUCGGUGGUGCCGGUGUCGGUAAGACCGUGUUCAUUCAGGAGCUGAUUAACAACAUCGCCAAGGCUCACGGUGGUUUCUCCGUCUUCACCGGUGUCGGUGAGAGAACCAGAGAGGGUAACGACUUGUACCGUGAAAUGAGAGAGACCGGUGUCAUCAACUUGGAGGGUGACUCCAAGGUCGCUCUGGUUUUCGGUCAGAUGAACGAGCCUCCAGGAGCCCGUGCCCGUGUCGCUUUGACCGGUUUGACCAUCGCUGAGUACUUCAGAGACGAAGAAGGCCAGGAUGUGUUGCUUUUCAUCGACAACAUUUUCAGAUUCACCCAGGCCGGUUCCGAAGUGUCUGCCCUGUUGGGUCGUAUCCCAUCCGCUGUCGGUUACCAGCCAACCUUGGCCACCGAUAUGGGUUUGUUGCAGGAGAGAAUUACCACCACCAAGAAGGGUUCCGUCACCUCCGUCCAGGCCGUUUACGUCCCUGCUGAUGACUUGACUGACCCUGCUCCAGCCACCACUUUCGCUCACUUGGACGCCACCACUGUGUUGUCCAGAGGUAUCUCUGAGUUGGGUAUCUACCCAGCUGUCGACCCAUUGGACUCCAAGUCCAGACUUUUGGACGCUUCCGUUGUCGGCCAAGAGCACUACGACGUUGCCACUCAGGUUCAACAGACCCUGCAGGCCUACAAGUCUCUGCAAGACAUCAUCGCCAUUUUGGGUAUGGACGAGUUGUCCGAACAGGACAAGCUGACUGUCGAGAGAGCCCGUAAGAUCCAGAGAUUCUUGUCCCAGCCUUUCGCUGUCGCCGAGGUUUUCACUGGUAUCCCAGGUAGACUGGUCAGAUUGAAGGACACCAUUUCCUCUUUCAAGGCUGUGUUGGACGGUAAGUACGACCACCUGCCAGAAAACGCUUUCUACAUGGUGGGCGGUAUCGAAGAUGUCGUUGCCAAGGCUGAGAAGUUGGCUUCCGAGGCUAACUAA